This is a messenger RNA of Anopheles cruzii, 4078 nucleotides long. RefSeq names its product endochitinase. The coding region runs from base 1 to 3123 and encodes 1040 amino acids. Gene Ontology annotation, cellular component: extracellular region. Gene Ontology annotation, biological process: chitin catabolic process; carbohydrate metabolic process. Gene Ontology annotation, molecular function: chitinase activity; chitin binding. NCBI's taxonomy places the organism in Eukaryota, Metazoa, Arthropoda, Insecta, Diptera, Culicidae. The record is from RefSeq and is a predicted model, not a curated record. The transcript has 10 exons.
AUGCUAAUCCAGUCUUGGGUGGUGCUCCUUUGUUUGCUGCUGGUUCUUCCGCUUAUAGCAGCGCAAGGUCAGCAAGCACGUAUCGUAUGCUACUUUAGCAAUUGGGCAAUAUACAGGCCCGACGUGGGACGUUACACAGUUGAAGACAUCCCGGCGGAAAUGUGCACGCAUUUCAUCUACUCUUUCAUCGGAGUAGAUGACAGUAACUAUAAGGUGCUGAUCAUUGAUCCUGAGCUGGACUUGGAACAAAAUGGGUUCCGAAACUUCACCGACUUGCGGCAGAAGCAUCCUGAAGCCAAAUUCCAAAUCGCCGUUGGUGGUUGGGCGGAGGGCGGCAAAAAGUACUCAGAAAUGGUUGCCGUGAAAGAGCGUCGGCAAUCGUUUAUCGAAAGUGUUGUGCAGUUCAUGAAAGUCUAUAACUUUGACGGUUUCGAUCUGGAUUGGGAAUAUCCGGGAGCCGCGGACCGUGGCGGCAGUUUUGGCGAUAAAGACAAGUUUUUCUACUUCGUAGAAGAGUUACGACGAGCCUUCGACAGGGAAGGACGUGGCUGGGAGAUCACGAUGGCAGUUCCGGUGGCGAAUUUUCGCCUGCAGGAGGGUUAUCAUGUACCAGAGUUGUGUGAAAAUUUAGACGCAAUCCAUUGUAUGACGUAUGACCUGCGUGGCAACUGGGCUGGGUUUGCUGAUGUUCACAGUCCUCUGUAUAAAAGACCACACGAUCAAUGGGCGUAUGAGAAACUUAAUGUGAAUGAUGGAGUUCAGCUAUGGGUCAAUUAUGGAUGUCCUCCCAACAAGUUAGUGGUUGGUGUUCCGUUUUACGGUAGAACAUUCACUCUUAGUGCUAGUACGACGAACCCGACACUCGGGUCGUAUAUCAAUAAAGAAGCUGGAGGUGGCUCUCCCGGGCCUUACACCAACGCUACUGGGUUCCUGGCUUAUUACGAGAUAUGCACUGAGGUACAGGACGAGGACAAAGGUUGGACGAAAAAAUGGGACGAUGUUGGACUUUGUCCAUAUGCCUACAAAGGGACACAGUUUGUCGGGUACGAAGAUGUCGAAUCCUUGCAGCACAAGAUGAACUGGAUUAAGGACAAGGGCUACGGAGGAGCGAUGACCUGGGCCAUUGAUAUGGACGAUUUUCAUGGCUUGUGCGGACCUGAGAAUGCUCUAAUGCAGGUACUAUACGACAGUAUGAAAAACUAUGUCGUACCCGAACCCACUGUUACUACAACUCCUAGGCCGGAAUGGAAUCGUCCACCAUCGACAGUGCCAUCGGGGGACGACGAGCCAUCACAACAGGUUACGACUACAACGACACGUCGUCCUAGACCAGCUACCACUGAGACAACGACACAUGUCCCAACGAGUACAACUAAGAAAACCACAAGUCGAAGUACUACGCGCAAACCGGCUACUAUUGUGCCACCGGAAGAGGAUCACUCUCAGGAACCGAUGGAACCUAUUCCCCCACCUGCAAAUGAAGAUGAAUCUGAGAUCGACUGCUCGGGAUACAAGGACUAUGUACCGUCGGCCGACUGCACCAAGUACUACCGCUGCGUACACGGGCAGCCAGUUGAGUUCACUUGCAAACCUGGAUUAGUAUUCCACACAGCUUUGAAUGUGUGCGAUUGGCCGGAAAGUGCCGAUCGAGUCGAGUGCCGCAGCAAGGCGAAGUUAAUUAAUAAAUCCAUCACCGACGUGUUGUCAAGAAGCUCAUUUGUCCACAUCAUAGCGUUUGAAACGAGUUUUAGUCAAGCUACGAUCGUUCGCCCCGUUGGGUUCAGCAGUUGCAUUCCAGCUCCCGGCGAUUCACAUGGUCGCAGUCACAUCUCUCUUCACUUUCGGAAACACCUUAACCGUGAAAUGUUUGUGAAAGGUACGGUGUUUUGUGUGCUUGUUUUGAUCAUGUCCGGUCAAAAUGGAGUGACGAUAGAAGCCAAACAGAGGCUAAUUUGCCAUUACACCACAUGGUCCCAAGGCCGGGCUGAUCCGUACUCCUACCGUGUCGAAGACAUUCCAGGAGAGCUAUGUACACAUGUAGUGUACAACUUUGUCGGGGUGGACGUCGAAGAAUACGAGCUUACCACCCUGCAACGAGAAAUUGACGUUGUACAGAAUGGUUUCGGUCGAUUUAUAGACCUCAAGCAACGCUUUCCAGACCUAAAGCUUCAUGUUGCCGUCGGUGGAUGGGAUCACGGUGGUUCUCCAUUCAGUAAGAUGGCCGCGUAUCGAAGCCGUCGACAGAAGUUCGUGGCCAGUGUGGUAAAGUUUAUGACGAGGUACGGCUUUGACGGACUAGAGGUUGUGUGGCUUUACCCUGGUAGUGUGGAGCGAGGUGGCAGUCAGAAUGAUAAGGAUAACUUUUACUAUCUCAUCGACGAUCUGAAACGAGCAUUCGAUCGGGAAGAAAAACCUUGGGAAGUGGCUAUACAAGUGCCUGCUGACCAUACGAGAUUUGAAAUUGGUUAUCAACAGGACGCACUGUGCGAAGUUGCUGAUUACAUACAUAUUGCGGGGUACGAUUUGCGAGGUUCAUGGACCGGAUUUGCUGAUGUCCAUAGUCCAAUGAAAAAUCGGCCUCACGAUCAAGGAAAUUACAACGGACUUAAUGUACAAGAUGGUGUACAAUCCUGGCUGAAUAAAGGUUGCCGCCCCGAAAACGUGAUUCUCGGUGUUCCGUUCCUAGGACGUACAUAUGUGCUUCGAAGCAGUCAGCAAAAUGCCUUGGGAUCGCCAUCCAACGGACCAGGGCCCAAGGGACCCCAUACAUACAGCGAGGGGUAUCUGGGUUACUUUGAAAUUUGCCAAAAACUAAAGGAACCCAAUUGGCGGCUGCGCUGGGAUUCUAUCGGUUUGUGCCCAUACGCCUAUCGAGGUAAUCAAUGGAUUGGGUAUGAAAAUGGAACGUCGUUGGAGGAAAAAUUAAGCUGGGUUACCAGCAAAGGCCUCGGAGGAAUUUAUGCCUUUUCACUCGAUUUGGAUGAUUACCGAGGUAAAUGCGGACAACCUUAUCCUUUGAUGAACACUCUUUACAAACUCAUUAAAAACCAAGCAAAACCAGAUGACGAUUUCGACUGGGCAAUUCAUAGAGAAAUCAAAAACAAUCGUACCGCAAAUGGCUAACUUUCAGUUCAGCUGUAGACUGGUAUCGUUUCAUUAUGCAACUGAAAUAACCAUAAAGAAGCAGAAAGAAGAAGAAAUGACUGUGAAUUGAAAGUUGUUUUAAAUUUAGAUUAGGUGAUAUAAAAAAACGGAAGAUGUUUGUUAGCUUCUGCAGUUAUAGAUACAAACAAUAACUAUAAAGUAAAAGUGGGAAACUUCAUUGAAAGUUCAUUGAAGUUUUGAAACACAUAAAACAAAUUAAUUAUUGAACUUAAGGACCAAAACCUAUUGAAUUCUAUAUUAUUCUGCAUGUACCUAACAACGAUGGUCAUCAGAGAAUUCCCAAAACACAAUUAUUUAAAGAAGGAACACAACACACUUUAAAGACGAACGAAAAUAGACCUCAGGUGGGUUAGUUAGGUAUGUUAUGAGAAUGGCGGACGACGAACCAGCCCUUAAAGCCCGCUUAGGACCUCCAGGAGGACGUAAGUAGACGCAAGAACGGCUGACUUGGCGAGUUUGCAGACGUGGGUGCUCGACUGCGAGCGCUGGAGGAAGUUUCUGUUAUAGGACUGGAGCAGUUAUAGCUGCCGGAUAAUGAAAUGAAUCGUGUCCCUUGUAAAAAUGUGCAAAAUGAAUACGUUUAAUUCAUUAAAAUGUUUCAAAAAUACAAAAAUCAACAAACAUACAAACAAACAAAGCUUUGAAGUGCAAUUUCAAAAUUGCCAUGGCUUUGGCAAAAAAGACAUGAUAUUUUUUCUUCUUUUUCAAGCAAAAAUCGAACGCAAAAAGCAAACGCAAAGCAAAAAUCGAAACACGAAGCUUAUGCGAGUUAAUUAUUUUCUAUAUUGCAUUUCAUCUGUAAUAUAUAAUGUAUUCAUGUUGCAUAUACAUUAACACAUGGGCUCAAAAGAAUCGAGCCUAACACAUAGAGGCCGCUAGUGUUUUUGCUUUUCAUCGCUUUUUCAGUCAACAC